This is a messenger RNA of Guillardia theta CCMP2712, 5196 nucleotides long. RefSeq lists its product as hypothetical. The record is from RefSeq and is a predicted model, not a curated record. The transcript is spliced from 18 exons. NCBI's taxonomy places the organism in Eukaryota, Cryptophyceae, Pyrenomonadales, Geminigeraceae. The coding region runs from base 1 to 5196 and encodes 1731 amino acids.
AUGCAAGAGGCUGAGUUCAAGGGGAAGAAACUCUCAACGAGCUCGGGAGUCGUAGUUUCUCGGACGUUGCAAGCCCGAAGUGAGCGUAUGGACGCGCCAUGGCCAUCGGAGAACACGCAUGCAAAUAGGAAGUCGUUGGCUAUUGGUCUGGGUAAAGUACAGGUUGUCAGCGACGAGACUAUGGGUACAAGUAGAGCUCUUCUCUCCCAACCCUUUUCAACAGCAUGGCAAGCUCAAACAGAAAUACCUCGCUCUCAAAGGUCGCUCAACCAUUCUGGGAAUUCUUCUACGGCUGUGAAGAACACGUCAGGACUGCAUAAGAGGUCAGGAAAACUCUCAACGAUUGCUCCCCCUGGCGCCGGCAAUGAGUCAGAAGUUGUCAAAUCUUUCAACCUGUCAACGAUGACGACGAGAGAUGUUCAUGUCCCUGACGCGCUCGACAAGUUGAAUUCGCUCAACCCUCGUGAACUCGUCGCCUCCAAGAUCCCGGCGACCCAUCUUGCGGACGUAUCGGCGCAUGAUUCGAACAUGGACAAGAGGGAGAAGAAAGUCAGGCACAGCAAGCGGCCGACGUUAGCCCUGCAGGAAAUCCGUCAGAAGAAGGAGCAGGAGAUUGAGACGAAGAAUGAGAUGGAGCGACGGAGAUCUGCCGUGAUGGCUCUGCUUCAGGAGAUCCGAGAUCAGGCAAGUUUUGAGGAUUCUGUGUUGUGUGUUGACGGCCUGCCGGGCCACAGAGAGAAUGAAUUCUGCCAGCACCGACGAGGUUCCCUAGCACAAGCUUGCUUGUUGUACAUCUCUGACAGGCCAGAUAAAGCAGCCAAAAAGUCCAAGGGGUUGAGCGGAUCUUCGCUGUCGUCAAAGUCUUCUCGUCAACGUUCCCGGAAGCAUGAGCAGCUGACCUCCAAUCUCUCUGGAAUCCCGUGUUUGGUUGCGGGAUCCUCUUCGGACAUCUCCUUGUCGUCUGCUCAGUACUGCAACUCUGACGACGAACCAACUUGUGAGAGCACCGGCGUCCACUCGCUCGAGGAAUCUUCGGACUUCCACAAGAGCUCCAGGUCCUCAACGUGGAACUCACUGUUGGACAAAGCAGAGCACAUCCUCGAGCGGCAGGUUCUAGACGAGUCCUCUGUCAUGCAGAAGAAAGUUGAAAAACAUGAUCCUCAUUGCUCCGGCCGAACUACGGCAGAGAUCAAACAAUACAUGCAGCAAAAGCGCCAGGAGCGAGAGAAAUCAGCGAAGAAACAGAAAGAGUUGGACGCUCGCAAGCAAGAUAAACUGAAGUCGAAUCUGGAACAUCUCAUGCAGACCGUCAGAAGCAACAGGGAGCAUAUCGGAAAGCAGGUCUCCAAGAAGCAAGAGAGUCUUCAGAGUGGAUCGGAAUCUUCGUGUGGGAAGCUUCCAAGUAUGCACAAGUCAAAGGGACAAGACAAGAGAGUCAUGCCGAUGAGGAAGAAAGAAAAGGCGGAGAACUCAACGAGGGUGGCAAAGAGCUCAACCAACAGCGACUCGAGCGAUCUCGAGGGAUGGACCGACGACGAGUGGUUACAAACAAACUCUGCCAGGAGGUACUUGGACUUGGACCCUACCCUCCCUUUUCACCCCCCAAGGAAGUUCCUCGACAGCUUCGAAGAGAGCAUUAGAUCUGAACUCCUGGACAUCCUCUCCGACCGCAUAGGACUCGAACCCACUUUGAAGCGCAGGGACGAGAGGUUUGAAGACCUUGCGGAUGUAGGCGAAGAAAAGCUCCCUGAUCCGCAAUCGAUCAUCGCCGCCUCUAGGAAAGCUGCCGACUCUCUGCUCCAAUCCCUCGCUGCCACCAUGAAGCCUCAUACAUCCACGAUUCCUCCUAGAGAGACGCAGGCAGGCAAUUUUGUGCUUGCUCAGGCCCUUGACACGCCGAUGGAGAGAGGAAAGGAGGAGGAGGAGGAGGAGGAGGAGGAGGAGGAGGAGGAGGAGGAGGAGAAAAACGAGGGGCACAAGGAGCUGGGCUCGAGAGAAUUUACAGGAGCUGACAUUACGAUCGAAGAGAUCGACAUAGAGGAGCUCGAUCUCUCUCAUAGACCAUCUCAAGGUCACAUUUCUGUUCGCGAAGAGGAUCUACAAGAUUCGAGGGACGCGCCGUCGCAAGGGAACAUGUCGAUGGAAGUGUCAUCCCAUUGUGAAGAUGGGGCGGAGCUGUCAGCCAAGAGAGAAUGCGAUGAACUCGAAGAGAAAGACCUUGAUUGGGUUAUCAUGUCAGAGGUUGAUGAGGACCGAGAUCGAAGGGAGCAUCGUUGCGCUGUUGAUCGCUCGGAACACUCGAUCGAGGAUUACAUCCACCAUCGGCAACUUGAGGAUCAGGAGUACAGAGCCGUCAUGGAAGAAGCUGCUCAGGGAAGCAACAAGUCUUCAUUACACGUCAGUCUGAUCGGUUCGCCGUGUGUUGACGCAAGAGAUCGAUCUGACGAGCUCGAUGCGAACCAAGUCCUCUCCCCCCUGGAGCCCAUCAACAUUAUGUCAGACGUCCCAUCGCCCGUCAACGACGAUCGGAUCACCAGGGACGCGUUGAGCCUGAUCAAGAGGUCGCUCGAGGAGGAGGAUGGAACUUGCAUGCAGCAUUUCACUCUCCUGAGAAUGCGGGAGCAGGCGAUCGAAGAGAAGGCUUCGAUUGAGCUUGACAGACUCUCUGCUGCGCGUGGCCAACUUGCGGGCCAACGUGAUCGUUGCGCCCUGGAGAGUCUGGAGGAGAUCGAGGAGAUGGAAAAGAGAAUUUUGUCGCAGCUGUCGGCUGAGAAGCGGGAGAUCGCUGAUCUGAGGCGGCAGAUCAAAGAGGAAAGACGCCGAAAGAGAUCGGAGCUUGAGAGGAGGUCGCAGGUCCUCGUUGAGAUGAGGAUGGACACGAUCAGCUGCCAGGAGAAAGUGGAGCAGUCGCAGCUGGAUGAAACCACAUGUUGGAAUCUCGAGGAUUUGAGAAACUCUCCCAGCUGUCCAGGCACUCCUUCCUCUAUGGUGGCACCUUCGCCAAGUCCCAACAAGCGAAUCCCAUCGGCCACGACGGGAACACCUUCAUCCAUGGUCGCCCAGAGCCCCUUGCCAGGAAAGGCAAGAGCUAGGCCCAAGUACCUUGAUGAAGAUGAUUCGGAAUUGAUGGAUUCGGUGAUGGAGGAUGAAAGCAUAAAGGAAGGUUCAGAGGACGAUUUGUCUGACUUAGAGGGUUCGGCGGUGAAGCGAGAGGGUUUUGCUCAGAAACUCAAUACUUUGGAGGAAUCGGUCCAUCGCAGUCAGAAUCAGGAGAACGAAACGAGGAAUGGCGAUCAUCAAGACUUGUCAAGGGAUGCGGAAACAAUGCAUCAUACACACUUUGAAAAGAACACGUCAAACUUUACCUUUCUGACAGACAGUGCCGGCAGCUUCAGCCCUCAACGCCAAGGCAUUGUGUUCAAAGAUUCGGAAGACAUUGGGGAUAUCAAUAAUUCUCCCUCCAAAUCAUUCUUGAAUGGAACGAACAGCAAAUUGAUCCAAAUCCAAUUUCCGGUCCACCAGAUCAAGAAACAGGGCACGUCUGACAUAUUGCAGCGAGAGGGGAGCCUGGACCGGUCGACGGAGGAGGCGGUCAGGGCGAAGGAGGACGAGGAGGCACGGGGCGCAGAGGUCAUGGCAGGGGACGAGGAGCCCCAGGAGGAGGAGGAGGAGGAGGAGUCCGACAGGUGGGAGGAGGAGGAGAGCCUGGACCGGUCGACGGAGGAGGCGGUCAGGGCGAAGGAGGAGGAGGAGCCAGCCGAGAGGGGGGAGCCAGCCGAGGAGGAGGAGGCACGGGGCGCAGAGGUCAUGGCAGGGGACGAGAAGCCCCAGGAGGAGCCUGCAACUGAUGGCCUUGAGUCUUGUUUGGAUGCCAGGCGCACCGAGGAGGCUGAUGCUUCCAUAUUUGAUGCGGUGAUGAAGAGUCAAUCUCACUACAAGCGAGCAAAACCUUCAAAGUUGACCGGGCUUGACAAGUUGACAGAUGAGUUUGUAUCGGACGAGAGCAUCUCAUCUCAGAAUGACUCGGGGAACGGAGGAGAUUCCAUCAAGUUCCACUUCGACUCGCAGACGGAUGCGGUGGAUAUGAAAGAGAACAAUGCCCCCUCUCCCUCGAACCUCUCGCCACCUCAGCCUGUCAACUCGCCUUCAAGGGUUGCUUGUCUGUACCCCAAGCUGGGAGAGAUGUCGCGCCUGAAUCGCCUGGUGGACGAGCAAGCUCCGGCUCCGCGGGUCAAGGGGGUCGCAGAGAAGUUCGUUCAGCUCGAAAGAGGGGCGAAUGGACAGGAAGAUUGCAGCGGACGCGAGGGAGGCGGCAUUCGAUUCCCUGAUGGAACCCCUGGUAGCCUUUCCCCCACUGUCGAUUCUCCUCCCCUCGCGCCCCCGUCGGUUCACCAGCGGAAGCAGAAGCUUGACAGCGUGCCGGCAGUCUCAGACAUGCUGCUGGACGAGCUCGUGUCUGACUCGCUCGCCAUGGACCUCCGAGCUCCGAGCCAGCUUGACUCGUCUCCUCACAGCGCCAGCAGCUCGACCUCGUCGGAUGCCCAGAUCCUGUCGGGCUGGAACGAGCAAGACUUCUCCUUCCACUCGGAUGAUUCGGGAGGCAGCGCCCGCAAGGCAGCUAGCCUCCUGGAUGAGAGGACCGUCUCCUCAAGGAUACUUUUGAGCGCGGUGGAGGACCUCUCCUCUUGCCCGAGGUCGACGGCGUCUGCAGUCCUCUACGCCGCGGAGCUCCUGGACUCAGUGGACGACAAGGGCAUGGAGGAGCUGAGGGAGCUCGACGUCAUGACUGACUUCCUGAACAAGGAGAAGAAGUUCGCGGGGCGGCGGACGGAGGCCCAGCAGAUCUUUCACAAGUUGCUCUUCGACCUGAUGAACGAGGAGAUCAGCAGGAUGCAGAGGGCGCAGUCGGUCGUCAAGGGAGCAGAGGGGGUCAGGAGGGAUCUCCUCAAGAGGAUGGCAGAGGUAUGCGCCUCCUCGGAGCUGACGGUCAGACAUGCGCACGGGGACGGGAAGAGCGAGCUGGACUGGGAGCUGGAGGAGAAGGUGCUGGAGCGAGCUGUUGAGCGGUCCGUACUUGAAAUGGACAACAUCCUAAUGGAUAUCAAGGCAGAUGAGGAGCAGAUCAUGGCUGAAGUAGCCGACAGCUUGUUCGAGGAGCUGGUGCAAGAGUCCGUGGAGACUCGCUGUCUGGGCUAG